AUGACCAUCCUCCCCCAAAAAGACAGCCUGAGAAGGCAAUACAAAAUUAAAUAUACCAUCGGCCGAGGUACAUUCGGGUGUGUAAAACUGGCUCAGCAUCGCUUCACACGCACCCUGGUGGCUAUCAAGACCUUAGAAAAUCUACCUCAGCACCUCUGGAUGAUCACGGCAGAGAUGACAAUAUUGCAAUCCUUACAACACCCGAACAUAAUUCAGCUCUUUCAGAUCAUAGUGACCCAGAAGCACACACACAUCAUCACAGAGUACGCCCCUGGAGGAAACUUGAGAGAGCUUGUCAAGAAUGUUGGCAGGCUGCAGGAGGAAAAGGCUCAGACACUAUUUGGUCAGCUGGUGUCGGCCAUCAGGUAUUGCCAUGAUCGGGACAUCAUACACAGGGACUUGAAACCCCAGAACAUCCUGCUUGACGCAGAGGGGAAGGUCAAGGUGGCAGACUUCGGUCUUGCCACAAGGUGUCGAGCUGGAACUGUGCUGCAGGGCAGAUGCGGCACUAACAUCUUCAAUGCACCCGAACUGGUCCUGAGAGAAGGCUACGAUGGGAAGAAGGCGGAUGUGUGGAGUCUGGGCGUGGUGCUCUUUUAUAUCACCGUUGGGCAGCACCCCUUCAGAGGAAGCACCCUGAAAGACACCGAGGGGAAUAUCGUCCAAGGGAGCUAUGAGGUCCCUUCUCACGUCUCUGGGCAGCUUGAAAACCUGAUUCACCAAAUGCUCACGGUUGCCCCAGAGAAGAGGCCCUGCAUUGAAGACAUCGGACAACACCCGUGGGUCAUGAGAUGUGAAGACAACACCCCAGAUAACACCUACCCAGAUCCAAACAUACUAGACAUCCUGUCGGACCUUGGGUUUGACGUCAAUGCCAUCAUCAAGUCCCUGCGAAAGAGAAAAUACGACGAAAUGAUGGGGACGUACCUUAUCAUCAAAGAUCAGGUAGGCAAGGGGCUGGAGCUUGGCUGCGGCACUCCAGGCAAGCCUGAGGACCCCGACCCUACUUCUACUCCGCCACCAGUACAGCGCCUCAAACGAAGAGCCAGCGAACCCAUCUUUGGCUUCCUCCACAGUAGUCCUUCACAGCAUCACCUGCCUGACAUCCCGAGACUGUUAGGGCAGAAAUUGACCAGAAGUGCCUCCCUGCCUCAAUGUUGUCCCCAGAGGGAGAUCGCCACUUGUACCCAUACCCCCCUAUCCAGAACUGCUGCUGCCCGGUGUGUCAGCAGCAGCAUACCACAGGAGAAAAGGCCCCUGCCUCCUGGGCCAGACUCUGACAGGGAAGCAGCAUCUUCCCUUCAGAACAUCGGGUGCUUCAAGAGACUGCGCAAGAGACUCAGGGCUUGCCUGUCAAGAUGGUGUUGCUGUUUCUCAGGGAGUUCAAAGACACAGCCCCAACCUGUGUUCAACAACAGAGUGGUUCCCUUGAAAGAGGCAGGAGGCAGAGCCCGAUGA
Molecule: messenger RNA, 1458 nt
Organism: Cricetulus griseus (Chinese hamster)
Lineage: Eukaryota; Metazoa; Chordata; Mammalia; Rodentia; Cricetidae
Source: RefSeq, a predicted model, not a curated record